This is a messenger RNA of Prunus persica (peach), 1052 nucleotides long. RefSeq lists its product as uncharacterized. NCBI's taxonomy places the organism in Eukaryota, Viridiplantae, Streptophyta, Magnoliopsida, Rosales, Rosaceae. Bases 230 to 961 code for a protein of 243 amino acids. The record is from RefSeq and is a predicted model, not a curated record. The transcript has a single exon.
AAGACAAAGUUAGUCUGUCGGUCGGUCGGUGACCCUAAUGAAUACUGGUGAGAAAAGUAAGCGAAGGAAAGGAAGAUGCAAUGUUCACACGCCAUGAUGACCUGCAGUAUGUUAAUUAGUGGGAUCAAUUGAGUCACCAUUUCUCUUUUUUUUUUUCUUUUUUUUUUUUUUUCCCAAUAGUCACCAUUUCUCUUCACUCUGAAACUUCUGAGAAAAAUAAUGGCUCCCCAUGUUUCUAGUGUUCUCUUUGCCUCAUUAUAAAAGGAAAAGAGACACAAAACAUUACAUCCACUUGAAGGGGAACACUAAAACGUCUAUGCAAUAUGCUGGUGUUCCCUUAUUAAUUUCCAUGACUUCUCCAAGCUCUCCACCAUUAUUUUCCCUUGUCACAACAAUCAAGCUUGCAUUCUAUAAUGUACUGUCCUGUUUCUGGCCUCGUUCAGAUGCUCCACCAGUGAGAACCCUGACUUGUUCCACAAGAAUAAUGAGUUACAGGGUGCUCGAAAGCUGGUGGAGCUGGUCUGGUCAUCAAGCAGGGGAUUGCUUACCAAUUUAUCUCCAUGGUUGUCAAAUUGAGGUGCAAAGUUACCAAUCAAAUGCUCCACUUAGCUUGGGGAAGACAGUCCUUGGUCUCACAUUCCAGGCCAUUGUUGGCUUGACUCUUGCAUCUAAUCCAGGCCAACCUGAUCAGGAUCAGGAUCAGCCACAUUUGCUGGCCUUGCAUAUGGUUGGAGUGGCUAUGGUGAUUGCUUUUGCAGCUUGUUUCUCUGCCAUUUUUCUAACGCGUGCCUAUCCAAGGGCUGCAAGCCUCAUUGAAAAAAUUGGGUCUGUUUCUGCUGCGCUCGGGUUUUUCCUAAUGACAAGUAUUUUCCUCUCAAGUAUCUUCAUAUGGAUUUGCUGGCUAGCGUGUGCUUUUUCCUUGCUAGCCUUUACGUUAGCCUUGACCCUUAAGUCUAGAUAGUUUAGUAUUGUGUAGUAGUGUAUAGUAAACUGCCACAAAAGAAAAAAUCCCAAAAAAACCAGAAAGUCCAAAACCCCAAAAAAAAAAAAAA